Alnus glutinosa is the source of this 1272-nucleotide messenger RNA. RefSeq names its product very-long-chain 3-oxoacyl-CoA reductase 1-like. Gene Ontology annotation, cellular component: endoplasmic reticulum. The transcript has 3 exons. The coding region runs from base 91 to 1047 and encodes 318 amino acids. Gene Ontology annotation, molecular function: ketoreductase activity. Lineage: Eukaryota; Viridiplantae; Streptophyta; Magnoliopsida; Fagales; Betulaceae. The record is from RefSeq and is a predicted model, not a curated record.
CAUUCAAUUCGAUCGAUCACGUACUAAACACCCCCUCAAACUUUAUAAUUAUAACGAAGCUAAACAAUUUAGGAACAGCCUCAAUUUUCAAUGGAGUUGCAAGAUUUGAUCCUGAUAGCAGCAACUUCUUUAGGCUUACUCUCUCUGUGUAAAGCCUUCAUCAAUUUUCUCGGAUGGGUGUGGGUUAUGUUCUUUCGGCCUCCAAAGAAUCUCAAGGAGUAUGGUUCAUGGGCUGUGAUAACUGGAUCCACUGACGGAAUUGGCAAAGCCCUUGCAUUUGAAUUGGGAUCAAAGGGUCUUAACUUAGUCUUAGUUGGUCGCAGCCCUUCAAAACUUGAAGCUACAUCGAAGGAGAUACACGAAAAGUAUGGCGGAAAAGUAGAAACAGAAAGUAUUGUUAUAGACUUCGCCAAAGCCAGCAGCGGAGAGGAGAUAUCUCAGAUGAUAGAGGGAGGAAUAAGAGGGUUAGAUGUUGGAGUUUUGAUCAAUAACGCAGGGAUGGCAUACCCUAAUGUAAUGUUUUUUCAUGAGGUUGAGUUAGAGCUGAUAGAGAGCCUUGUGAAGGUGAACAUAGAUGCAGCGACUUGGGUCACUAGGUCUGUACUUCCUGGUAUGCUGAAGAAGAAGAAAGGAGCAAUAAUCAACAUUGGCUCAGCUACCUCCACGUUCUCUUACCCUUUAGGCGCCGUUUAUGCUGCAACUAAAGCGUAUCUUGCAAUGUUCUCAAGAAGCGUCGGUUUGGAAUACAGGCAACACGGAAUAGAUAUUCAGUGCCAGAUUCCACUAUUUGUGGCAACAAAGAUGGUAAAAGGUUUGAAGGCAUCUUCUAUCUUGGUUCCAUCACCGGAAAUGUAUAGCAAAGCAAGCAUACGAUGGAUCGGUUAUGAGCAUAUCUGUAUACCAUACUGGAUCCAUUCUGUGCAGCGGUUUAUAAUGCGUGGAUUGCCAGAUGCAUUGCUGGAUUGGUGCCUUUUCCAGUACUUUCUCAACGUGGGUAAGAGAAGAGUGAAGACUUAUGAUGAAGGUGAAGCAGUGAAAACAUUUUGAUGUCUCAGUGUGUUCGUAGUAUUUCUUUUCUCUCUCCCUCUCUCUCUCUCUUCCCUGAUGAUGGGAGAGAAUCGUGCAUGAGAGCUUCUACACAUCCUCCCUUCAUCCUCCCCUUAUCACCUUUUUAUAAUAAAAAAAUUAAUUUUUAUUAAAAAGUUGUCUCUGAUGUGAUAUCAGAGACAAUUUUUUAAUAAAAAUUAAUUUUUUUAAGAAAAAUGAGAUGAC